GACAGAACCAUGAAAGUACCUAACAUAUGGCCUUUAGCCAGACAAGUUCGUUACUCCAUCACCACAUUAUCAACGUCAAUUAUUAUACAAGUAGUUAUAAUACGACAUGUGUAUGAUGAUAACGUGAAAAUAAUAAUUAAUUGAUUAAUAGCAUUUGAAUAGUCAGGAAAGAGGAAAGAGCUACGCAUGCGGUUUGUUUUGGCUGCGCUUUCGGCGAGGGAAGUUAGUCUUCCAGUUACGAUUAAAUCAAUUAAUUAAUUCGUAAUGUUGUGGGGAUUGGUGGUAGUUAUAUGUGUAUUGUUGGUACUGGUGUUCAUAGAUCGUGCUUGUAAACAUGAGAGCUUCGAGAAGAUUCCUGGCCCGCCAGGUAUACCCUUCCUCGAAAAUGCAUUGGACUUCGCCAUAGAUCCAGUGAAAUUAUUUAAUUACUUCCGUAAUUUAGCGUUAAACAAUAAAGACUUGUUUAAAGUUAAAAUUGGACCUAAAAAGUUCGUCAUAAUCUACAACCCCGAAGAUGUUGAGACACUCAUAUCUGGAACAAAACAUAAUAGUAAAGGAUUUUUGUACGGUUUUAUGAAAAUCUGGUUGAAAGAUGGACUUCUAUUAAGUGAUGGUCAAAAAUGGCACACAAGAAGGAAAAUUUUGACUCCCGCGUUUCAUUUUAAUAUACUACGGCAUUUCAAUUCAAUUCUUGUGGAAAAUUGCUGGAAAUUCGUCAAGAGACUGGAGUUGGAACUGGAUAAACCGAAGACGGAACUAUCCACCGUCAUAACCGAGUUCACUCUAAAUUCUAUAUGCGAAACGGCAAUGGGAACGAAGCUAGACGAAGAAACGACAGACGGUAUGGGUAAGAAGUACAAAAAUGCCAUUUUCAAGAUGGGCCGGUACAUCGUCUAUAGAGCAUCCAGGAUCUGGAUGUAUCCGACUUUCAUAUUCGACAUAACAAUUGUGGGCAGAAAGCAAAAAAGGGUUUUAGAUUUAAUGAGCUCAUUUAGAGACAAUGUGAUCGAUAAGAGAAGGGAAUCUGCGGAAUGCAAGAAACUUCUCCUUGAAGCCACGGCCAAAGCUGAUACUCCUGCUGAUAAUGACGAUAUUUACUUAACGAGAGGCAAGAAGAAGUUAGCCAUGCUAGACCUUCUUCUACAAGCUGAGAAAGAAGGGAAAAUUGAUGCUAAAGGCAUUGGAGAAGAAGUGGACACGUUUAUGUUUGAGGGGCACGAUACGACAUCAACUGCUCUUCAAAUGAUUUUCAUGUUAUUAGCAAAUAACGUUGAUUCUCAGGACAAAAUCGUGGAAGAAUGUGACCGUAUAUUUGGAUCGUCAGACCGAUCGGCCACCAUGGACGAUUUAACACAAAUGAAGUAUCUCGAGUGUUGCAUCAAGGAGGGGCUCCGCUUGUUUCCUCCUGUGUUUUUUAUACAGAGAAUGCUCACUGAACCAAUGAAGUUUAGGGAGCACGAGGUGCCGGCCGGCACUGACUGCACGGUGUUCAUCCUGGACCUGCACCGCCGCGCGGACCAGUUCGAGGAGCCCCACAGCUUCAGGCCGGAGCGUUUCCUCGCCGAGUCUCCCUCCUGGCACCCCUACUCAUAUAUACCGUUCAGCGCUGGGCCUAGGAACUGUAUUGGUCAAAAGUUCGCAAUGAUGGAGAUGAAGCUGGCGAUAUCCUCAGUGCUGCGCCGGUACAAGCUGCUGCCGGUGACUAAACCUGAUGACGUCGUCUUCAUCACCGACUUCAUACUCCGGCCCAGCCACCCCAUCUACGUCAAGUUUGCCAGGAGAGAGGAUUGAUCCAUUUGAUACAUUUCCAAAAUUGUGCGAAUGGAAAGUAAAGGUGUUGGAGUAUAAUUAUCUGUAUGUGAUAGGGCUUUUAAUUAUUUAACUAUUGUAUAUGUUUAUACAUAGAUAGAUAAUAAUUUGAUGAAGAACGUUUCAUUUAUCAUCAACAGUCAACGAUUUUUCACUGGUGAACACUGGGCCUCAGACACAUUUUACUAACUUUAUGUAAAUUCUAAAAUGAUACUCAGUCGGUAGAUCUAUCUAAAAAUAAGAGGUAUGCGACAUAUCCCAAGUAAAACUGGUUUUAUAAAACAAAAAUGGUAACAAUAAAGUUACUUGGUGUUGGUGUGCUUGAGUUUGUGAGCAAGUGUGUGUGAUGGUUUUGAUAUCGAAUGCUGUGUUCAAGUAGGUAUAAAAUUAUAGAAAAAUAUCUGUUUACAUU
Messenger RNA from Plutella xylostella (diamondback moth), 2221 nucleotides. Its product is annotated as cytochrome P450 4C1. Lineage: Eukaryota; Metazoa; Arthropoda; Insecta; Lepidoptera; Plutellidae. The record is from RefSeq and is a predicted model, not a curated record. Gene Ontology annotation, molecular function: monooxygenase activity; heme binding; oxidoreductase activity, acting on paired donors, with incorporation or reduction of molecular oxygen.